Molecule: messenger RNA, 2715 nt
Organism: Andrographis paniculata
Lineage: Eukaryota; Viridiplantae; Streptophyta; Magnoliopsida; Lamiales; Acanthaceae
Product: myosin-binding protein 3-like
Exons: 2
Coding region: 249-2324 (691 amino acids)
Molecular function (GO): myosin binding
Source: RefSeq, a predicted model, not a curated record
UUCUGCUAAAUAGAAAAUGGACCAAACUUGGCCAUGAAAUCUUUAGGAUCCAUUAUUUUAGUCAAGUUUCAAGUCUGCUUUGGUUGUUUUGUUCAAACCGCCCUUCAUUUCUAAUUCCACUUUCUCUCCUUCUUUAUUUUUUUGGAAACCCUCAACGAAUACGUCUGAUUUUUGUCUAUUUUGAUCGGUUUUGUUGAUAAUCCCUUCCUACUAUCUCAGUGAUCAUUAGAAUUCUGUACACACAAGAAAUGGCUGCAAAUAAAUUUGCAAGUAUGGUGCACAGAAACAGCAACAAGAUUACUCUGAUUCUCGUCUACGCAGUUCUUGAAUGGAUCCUUAUAGUCCUCAUUCUGUUAAACUCCCUGUUUACGUAUUCGAUCCUCAAGUUUGCUGAGUAUUUUGGGCUGAAGCGACCCUGCCUAUGGUGCACUCGAAUAGAUCAUAUCUUUGAUCGUAGUCUUUCAAAAGGGGGCAAGAAAUUGCCCAGGGAUCAUCUCUGUGAAGCUCAUUCUAUGGAAGUUUCCAGAUUGGGGUUCUGUUCGAGUCAUCAGAAAUUGGUUGAAUCUCAAAACCUGUGUGGGGAUUGCGUGACCUCGUCGAGCUCAAAGAAUGGUAAUGACGGUGAGGUUAAGUUGAGCUGUUCUUGCUGCGGUGCGAGUUUAACUUGUAAUAAAUUAUAUGCAUCUUGGGAUGUUUUGGAAUUGGAAUGUGCCCAGAAAGUGAAUUUUGUUAAGACAUUCGAAGAUGACGAGAAAAAGGAAACCUCGGAUUUGACAAUGGAAGAUAAGUCUGUUCAGGUUUGCGUCGAAGAAUUAGACACUUGUGUUGAAACCUCCACUCAGCAUCUGGAAUUUUGUUUGGACUACAGCGGACAUACAUUAGUUCCAAUCGAAACCAAUGAAGAUGAUGAUGAUGAUGGCAAGAACAAGGGACAAGAAGUUGCUCCUGAUCUUCAAAUUGCAUCGAAAGAGGAUGGAUUCAUUGAUGUUGAUUUAAACGAGGAGCCUCAUCAGUGUCUCAUGGAAAUCGAAGAAGAUGAAAACUCAUUAUUUUUUCAUCCGAAAACCGCGCAUUUGGUUGAAGCUUUCGACACAUUUCCAAUAGCCCGGUGGCCUUCCGAAGACAUACAAUAUGCGCAAGAACUUGUCGAAGCAUCCAUGGAUGCUCAUUCAGACAUCGAAGAAGCAGCUUGGGAAAGCAAUGGAAACAAUGCAGACGUUUCAAUCGGAACAGAAAUCCCUGAUCUUGAUAUAAUUCAAGAACACGAUGAUUUCGAAGAGAAGGUUCCGGAUACACCGACAUCCAUGGAGAAAAGGGAUUACGAAGAAUCACUGGAUGGAAGUGUGAUGAGCGAAAUGGACGGCUGCGAUGGAGCCGUUAUGAUUGAGCAGUUGAGAUCAGCUUUGCGAGAAGAGCGUAAGGCGCUUCGGGUGCUGUACUCAGAGCUAGAAGAAGAGCGUAGCGCGGCUGCUGUUGCAGCCAAUCAGACGAUGGCGAUGAUAAACCGGCUGCAGGAAGAGAAGGCGGCGAUGCAGAUGGAAGCAUUGCAGUAUCAGAGGAUGAUGGAGGAGCAAAGUGAGUAUGAUCAAGAAGCUCUGCAGCUUCUGAAUGAGCUGAUGGUGAAGAGGGAGAAGGAGAAGCAGGAGGUUGAGAGAGAGCUGGAAGGGUACAGGAAGAAGCUUCUAGAAUACGACAGAAACGAUACGACGAGAGUGUCGAGAAACAGCAGCAGCAGCCGCAAUGGAGUUUCGUCUGGCGAGGACAGCGACGGAGUUUCGGUCGAUCUGAAUCGCGAGGAACAUACGCCUGUCGAUGCAGUUUUCGAUUUGGAGGAAUUUGAGGAGGAGAGGUUGUCCAUUCUUGAGCAGCUAAAACUUUUGGAAGAAAAGCUUCUAACUUUAGACAACCACGGUGACGACGAUGAAGUUAGAGAAGUCGAGGUUAUCAAUGGACACACAAAUGGCUUCGCAAACGGCGCGAAAUCCAACGGUCAUCGUCACAACCAAAGGGUUGCAGCAGGGUGUAAUGGGAGAUCACUCCUUCCUCUGUUUGAUGCAAUAAGUGAUGAGAACGGAAUGAAUCACGACGGCGUGCAAGAUUCUUACGCGCCGAGGUUUGGUAUGCGAGAAAAGAAGCUCGCCGUGGAAGAGGAAGUGGAUAAUCUCUACGAUAGGCUACAAGCACUCGAGGCAGAUGGAGAGUUCCUCAAGCACUGCAUUGGCUCUCUAAAGAAGGGAGACAAAGGGAUGGAUCUUCUCCAAGAGAUCUUACGACAUUUGCGCGAUCUUCGCAGCAUCGAGCAUCGAGUGAGGCCGAUGAACUGAUCAUCAUGCAUGUAUGUUGUUAUUACAAGCAAGAAUUCAUACAAUUCAUUAUUUAACACUUCCCAGAUCAUUACAACAUCCCAUUCAAUUCCUUGUUGUUGUUGCAGAGGUUUCAUUUUGAAGCAAUGGAAGUGUUGGAAGUCUGUUGUUGUUUUGUCCUAAGAAUUAAUGUCUUGUUGAGGGGAAAAAGGGGGAAGAUGAAUGCAUGUGUAUGUAGUGUAGUGUAGUGUAGUGUAGGAAGCCCAGCCUGUCAUUUUUUUUGUAUGUUUCUGUGAGUUAUAGAGACAGAGAGCCAGCAAACAUUUUCUCUGCCAAAUUCAUGGCAAAAUUCUGUGUUUUUUUUAUCAUAUUGAAUUAUUUGUUUGUGAAGGAAAAGAGAACCAAACAUUGC